This is a messenger RNA of Lepisosteus oculatus (spotted gar), 1670 nucleotides long. RefSeq names its product acidic mammalian chitinase-like. The record is from RefSeq and is a predicted model, not a curated record. Gene Ontology annotation, biological process: carbohydrate metabolic process. NCBI's taxonomy places the organism in Eukaryota, Metazoa, Chordata, Actinopteri, Semionotiformes, Lepisosteidae. Gene Ontology annotation, molecular function: chitin binding; hydrolase activity, hydrolyzing O-glycosyl compounds. Gene Ontology annotation, cellular component: extracellular region.
CCUUCCUUGUUUUCAGAUAGAAGGUGAGGAAACAGAGAAGUAACACCCUGCAGAGACACAAUGACAAAGCUGACUAGUUUAGCAGGUCUGUGCCUCCUGCUGUUUCAGCUGGGUUCUGCCACCAAGCUGGUGUGCUACUUCACUAACUGGUCCCAGUACAGACCUGGAACUGGACGUUUUUUGCCUGACAAUGUGGACCCUCACCUGUGUACCCACCUGAUCUAUGCUUUCUCCGUCAUCAAUUAUGCUAAUGAGCUGGUCACCUAUGAGUGGAAUGACGAGACUCUGUACCAGUCCUUCAACGCACUAAAGAAUAGGAACCCUCAGCUGAAGACUCUGCUGGCUGUGGGAGGGUGGAACUUUGGGACAAGCCAGUUCACCAUCAUGGUUUCUUCAGCUGCAAACCGGCAGAGGUUCAUCCAAUCGUCCAUCCGUUUCUUGCGGACGCACGGCUUUGACGGGCUGGACCUGGACUGGGAAUACCCUGGAGCACGAGGGAGCCCCCCAGAGGACAAGCAGAGGUUCACGGCGCUGGUUAAGGAGCUCUUAGCUGCGUUUAAGGAUGAGGGUCAGAAAACUGGGAUGCCCAGACUGCUGCUCACAGCUGCAGUGGCUGCCGGGAAAGGCAACAUUGACAAUGGCUAUGAGAUUGCAGAGAUCUCCAAGUACCUGGACUUCAUCAGUGUGAUGACCUAUGAUUUCCACGGAGCCUGGGAUCCCCUCACUGGACACAACAGCCCCCUAUACCGCGGCUCCACUGACAAGGGAGACCUCAUCUACUUCAACAUUGACUUUGCUAUGAAGUACUGGAGGGAUCAGGGAGCUCCUCCGGAGAAGCUCCUCCUGGGAUUUCCCACCUAUGGCCGCACGUUCCGUCUUUCCUCUUCUGACAGCAAAGUUGGGGCUCCAGCCAGUGGGGCCGCCUCCGCUGGCCAGUACACCCGUGAAGCAGGCUUCUGGUCUUACUAUGAGAUCUGCACUUUCCUCCAAGGAACCAGCAUUCAGUGGAUUGAUGACCAGAAGGUGCCCUAUGCUACUAAGGGAAAUGAGUGGGUGGGCUUUGACACCAAGGACAGCUACAACACCAAGGUUCAAUGGCUGAAGGAUAACAACUUUGGAGGCGCCUUUGUUUGGGCCCUCGACCUGGAUGACUUUGCUGGAGACUUCUGCAAACAGGGAAGCUACCCUCUCAUCUCCCACCUCCGCACGCUGCUUAAUAUAUCAUUCCCAGCUUUGCCUCCCACCACUGCCCUUCCACCUGGAGCAUCCUCCACCAAGACCACCACCAGAACCACCACCAAGGCCACGACUACUAUGACCACACGGAAACCAGGCACUGGCUUCUGCGCUGGCCAGCCUGAUGGACUAUAUCCCAAGACAGACGACCCUAAUGCCUUCUAUUCAUGUGCACAUGGCAUUACCUACAUCCAGAGGUGCGGUGCUGGGCUGGUUUUUAACAACCAGUGCAAGUGCUGCAACUGGCUAUAGGGACGAGGUAAUCAGAGCGUAUAUUCCCUGCUCAGCGCCACCACCACCACCUUGUAAGCUCAAGCACAGCUAACUCCCUUAAGAUUUUGCCCAGCAAAUGAAACACAAUGCUGCCUUUGACUAUUCCUACUAAUGUUUCUGACCAGCUUUUAAAUAAUAAACUAUGGAGCAACAUGCCUUAA